This is a messenger RNA of Prorocentrum cordatum, 2133 nucleotides long. NCBI's taxonomy places the organism in Eukaryota, Dinophyceae, Prorocentrales, Prorocentraceae. The record is from the annotation of a GenBank genome assembly.
GAAAAUAUUUGUAUCUGUGUGUGUGUGCGUUUAUCUAUGUGUCCUGGGGCCCCUGUGUAGCACCGGCGAUGCAUCGGCGACGCGGCGCGCUGCUCCGACCCCAUCUCUGGGAGGCCCCCGUGCUUGCCCCUCGCGCGUCGACCUGCACCAGACGACCAGCAGUUUCGGGGACGGCAUCAUCCUCGCGGGCCUCGCCGCAGACUCCCUGCUGUGGAGGCUGCAGCUCUGCGCCAGCCUCGUGGCCUCGCGGACCGGGUCGCGCGGCGAGCCGCCGGCGCGGGUCGUCGUGGAGGCGGACUUCCUCGACGGCCCAGACCGCUCGUGGCGGCGGCCUUCGGGCGGCGUCGACCUCGCCGCCAGGCCUCGAAGCACCCGGCAUCGCUCGGGCGUGUGCAUUUGUUUUUCUCGGCGAGGACCAUCGAGGAGCAUUCUUGAUCAUUUGGCGAAAAAGCCACGCACGAAACCGAAAAAGGCGCAGGGAAUGGACGUCCGAGCGAUGGCGAGAGCAGGAAAAGACUGAAUAAACAUAAACAUUCGGAACUCCUGGCGGAUGUCUUCGAUGGGCCCCCGUGGCGCGCUCCGCGCGCCAGGGAGGGAGGUCCAGCGCGAGAUCCGCGGGUACCUUCGAAAGUUUAUCUUUACGCAGUUGUCUUUUCUAAGGCCGUUCCUGCCGAUGGUGGCCAAGGCGGACGUGACGUUCGAGGUGGGCCCCGUGGCCCACGGCACGCUGCGCGCCGAGGCCACGGCGCGGGCGCGCAGCCUGGUACUGGACACGCUGGGGUGGCUGGACCGGCUGAACCGCGGCCUGCUCCGACCCGAGGAGGCGGCCGCGAAGGCUCUGGUGGUGUACGUGCAGGGCCGGUCGGUGGACUACCCGCGCUUCGAGGACGGGUCCAUCUCCGCGUGCAUCGCGCCGUCGCUGCAGGACCGCGACUUCGAGCUGCUGCGCCCGGGGGACCCGGUCUUUCAGGACCUGGUGACGGGGGAUUUGAUCCUGUGGGAGGGCGAGGAGUGUUACCCAAUAUUCAUCAACGAGGCCAGCUACACCGAGAAGCGCAUUGCGUUUACCGUGACCUACCGGCACGUGUUGCGUCUGCCGGCGUUCGCUCGAGAUGCCGCCACUGGCCUGUACCACAUGGACAGGAAGGACUUUGUGGACAUCGAUCGGGCUGUGUGAUUCGUGUCAGAGCGGGGGUUCCGUGACCUCAGCAGGGCGUCAUCGAUGAUUGACCUCAGUCGUGUCUGGUUUCGCUGAGCCGCCACGUGAGCGACAGAAGAAAGCGGGGCGUCGACCGCGCCGACAGUCGCGCGCAAGCUUCCCCCGUGAGGCCGAGUGUGAGCGCCCUCGUUGUCUGCGUCUGCGCGCAAGCUUCCCGCGUGAGGCGCGCGAAAGCGCCCUCGUCUCCACGCGGUGGCCCACGUAAGCCGCGGCGUAAGUUCGCUACGUCUUCUUGCGAUAGGCCCGUUUCUUCUCGUCGCUCGCGUGGGUUUCUGUCUGUGGCGUCUCGCACGGCUGUGAAGCAGAGCGGCGGCCACGAUUCGGCGUGGCAGGAAGGAAGCAGGCCGUCUCGGACCCUGUGGUGCGAAAGACGAUGUGAGCACAACGGAGGCGCGACCUGUCCAGAGGCAUCCCUCCCGCGUUCGAGGAGCAGAAGACUGCAUCCGCAUACUUUCUCUGAGCUCCACGUGGGUUGCUUGGAUCGGCGCUGGUCCGCUCUGGACGUGCCUCCCGCGCCGCCACCGGCGCGCUCCGCGCGCCAGGCAUGGGGGCCGGCGUCGACCCAAGCAGCCCCCCCGGACCUCCGCGAGAUCAUGCUGCGUGCCGUUGUGUGCUCCGGCGCCUUCUGGCCGAGCCCCUGCGGCCGUGCUCCCGCGCCUGCCGCGGCGCUCCUCGAGCUGGCGGUCCCGAAGACGCUGGGCCGUGAAGGCCGGGGGCGAGCUCGGCCGGCUCCGCGGCGCGCAGGGCGGGCGGGCAGGGCGAGGAGCGCCGCGCCCCGAGAAGGCCCCGCCGCCCAGUCCGCAGGGCUCGCUCCGGUGCCUCCGGCUCCUCCGAUGCGGUGCGGUCUCGAUGGCUUCCGAUCCGAUGCGGCUUCGGACUCCGAUGUGGAUCCCGACUUCUCCAUGAGGGCCGAC